AUGAGCGAAUCUUCCUCACAGAAAUUCCAUGCUGGUCAGCUUCUAUGUGGAGGGUUCCAAGGAACGAAUGUCACUGCUCAAGCAUAUCAUUUGAUUGUUCAACAUCAUGUAUCUGCGAUGAUACUUUCCAAGAAGAAUGCCGUGUCUGUAAAACAAAUGACAAAAUUAAUAAGAGACUUACAAUACAUUGCAUAUACUCAGGGUAAUUAUAAAUAUCCCCUUUUAUUUGCAAUUGAUGAAGAAGGUGGCAUGAUGAAUUCUUUGUUUGAUCCUGACUUUUUAAAUCAAUUCCCCGGUGCCAUGGCUCAGGCAGCAACAGGUGACACUGACUUGGUUUACAAAAUUCUGAAAGCUAUAGCUAUGGAAUUAAAGCAUAUUGGAUUUCUGAUUAUUUUGGGUCCUGUGUUAGAUGUAGUUACGAAAUUAUCACAUCAAUUAGUUGGGGUGAGAAGCUUCGGUACCACUGUCGAGGAUGUUACUAAAUAUGGUAAGGCUUGUGCUAGGGGUUUGAAAGAUGGGGGUUUAAUGACUGUUGGAAAGCAUUUUCCUGGGAUUGGAAAUGCUAGUGUUGAUUCUUUGUUAGAAUUACCUAUGAUGGCAGAUUCGUUAGAUCAAAUUAAACAUUUUAAUAGUGUUCCGUUUGCUGAACUAAUUAAAGAAGGAUUGUUAGAUGGUAUCAGUGCUGCAGGCUGUGGGGUUCCUACUAUAAGUCCCGAUGAGACACAUGCUUGUUUGUCGCCAAUAGUAAUAAACCAAUUAUUACGGCAAGACUUGGGAUUUGAUGGUAUGGUAAUAAGUGAAUGCUUGGAAAUGGAUGCUUUAUACCAUUCAAUUGGACUAGGGCAAGGUGUUAUAUUGGCUCUCUAUGCUGGAUGUGAUUUAGUGAUGGUCUGUCAUGAUAAAGCUUUUCAAGACGAAGCUGUCGAAUCUAUAGAUAAGGCGUUAGCUAAUGGUAACCUUGACGAUGAGAUUAUAUCGGCUUGCUUGAGAAGGAUUGAAAAUCUCCAAAAAAAUUUACCUACUUGGAAUGAGUUGUUUCCAAAAGGAGAAGAAUCGGCUAAAGAAGAUAAUUUGCCAUUGUUUAAGGACAGGUAUCAAGAAACUUGGAAACAACAUCAAACUUUAUCUCAAUUGUCAUAUCGAAAAUCAAUCACAUUAGUAAGAGACUAUACAGGUACAUUACCGAUUACAAAAAUCUUUGAAAAUACUCAGCUGUCUUCAAGCGCAGAUGAUACUACAAAUAAUAUUUUACUCUUAACGCCCUUAUUGAACCCCAUUUAUCCAACAAACCAUGGUGGAAAUGGUGAACCACAGUUGUACACAGGGGAAGAAGUAUUUCAAAAAUUCGGUGACACAUUAUCUAAUCAUUCCAAAAAUUUAAAUUCUAAAAAUCCUUUUAACGUGCUUCACACAACAUAUACCGCUAAUGGUCUUACUGCAUUGCAUGAAUCCUUGAUUGAAAAUUCAAAAGCUGUCAUCGUACUAACAUCAGAAGCUUCUCGAAAUAUGUAUCAAAUUGGAAUUGUCAAAUAUAUUUCUAUAUUGUGUGGUGCCAACCCUUCGUCUUUCAACAAUGCAGCCACUUCUCAUUCACAGUUAGCAAAACCAUUGAUAAUUGUUGCAACUCUGUCACCGUAUGAUUUUUUUUAUAAUAAAAGUAUCGGAAGCGCAUAUUUAUGUUGUUAUGAUUAUACAAAUAAUGUUUUGAGAGAAUUGGUUAGUGUUUUGAUGGGUGAUAUCCAAGCGGAAGGUUGUAUUCCUGGAGAAAAGAAGUUUGUUGGAAAACUGAGAAAAAGAAAGUCGAUUGAUUCGCAAAAUGCUAUCGAAAAGCAUAAUCAACUCAAAGAAAGAAGAAUCUCUCAACCUAAACGUAGAUGGCUAGUUGAUGAAUUUGAUUUGAAGCGAGACUGGGCCGGUUUAGUUAAUAUAUGGAAGAGUAACACUGACACAAGUUCAAAUGUUGACUAUUUAAACGUCAAUGUAUCGAAUAAUCAAUCGGGAGAGAUAGCUUACCAAGAUGAGUUUUUUUACAAAAAGAUUUACCAGUUGUUAUCCACUACUGCUAAUACUCAAAAGCAUUUUGUAAUUAGAAAUUCAUCAUUAAAUAUUCUAUACGGUUUUGUUUUGACUUGGGUUGAUGAUAGUCAAGGCGUUCCUUUAGAUGGUGACCUAACAAACAUGGAUAAUAUUCAAAAAAAGACUGGUUCAAUAAUGUAUUUAUUAGUUGAUAAAUCAAAAAGAUUGCAGAGCAUUGGAAAGAAUUUACAUGCUAGGGCCAUAAGAUAUCUUACAAAAGAACAAAAAUGUACUAGAAUUACAUUAGGAUGCUCAUUUCCGUUAUUGGUCUUCCCAAAAAACUCGAAUUUAUUAACGAAUAAUAAAGUGGUCUCUUUUAUGAAUAAUGUUGGUUGGAAUAUAUCUAACAACAACUCUAAGAAGAAGCACAUCAUGGUAUUGUAUGACUUAAACAACUGGCUGGUUCCCAAAAAGAUUUUUAGAGAGCUAACAAUAGUCGGUGUCAGAUUCGAUGUUUGCACCGAUGCACAAAAAUUGAUGAAUUUAAUACAUAACAGUAGCUUGCAAGAUAAUCAACUGAUAGUAAAUGAUAUAAGACUCGAAAUGCGCAUGAAAGAUGAAAGGGACAACACAAAGGAAUUAUAUAUCGAAGCAAUUAAAUACUUGACCAACAGCCAUUCUUACGGCGUGAAGAUAAUUAUUGCAUUGGAACCAACUAACCAAAAUGUCAUUGGAAGCAUAAUAUUGUUUACUAAUAAAUCACAGAUGUCUAAAUUUUAUCCUUUUUUGGAAGAAUGUUUAAAAGACUCGAAAACAACGUACAAUCAAAACCUACAAGACCCAUUAAUUGGCGCUAUAAUGGCUCCUGUGAUAGAUCCUUCUUAUUCAAAUUUGACUGAGAUUAUUAAUUUUGGGCUUAUAUGUAGUGCUAUUACCUUUGCUAAAUCAGGAUUUAAUGAUAAUGAUCAAAACCAAAUGCACAAAUGUGUUAUGGUAGGUAUAAAUGGCGAUAAUCCUGGAAAUAUCAGUGGAAUUAAAGAAAUUGGUUUUGAGGAAUGGAAAUAUUUUUAUGAUUUUUAUGACUCUAAAGGCGAAGCUGGAAAAUCAUUCUUAGGCGAAUAG
Debaryomyces fabryi is the source of this 3138-nucleotide messenger RNA. It is a transcript of the gene NGS1, whose product is annotated as Ngs1p. The record is from RefSeq and is a predicted model, not a curated record. Gene Ontology annotation, biological process: carbohydrate metabolic process; peptidoglycan turnover. Lineage: Eukaryota; Fungi; Ascomycota; Pichiomycetes; Serinales; Debaryomycetaceae. The transcript has a single exon. Gene Ontology annotation, molecular function: hydrolase activity, hydrolyzing O-glycosyl compounds. Bases 1 to 3138 code for a protein of 1045 amino acids.